Salvia miltiorrhiza (redroot sage) is the source of this 1006-nucleotide messenger RNA. RefSeq names its product ethylene-responsive transcription factor RAP2-3-like. The transcript has 2 exons. Gene Ontology annotation, biological process: ethylene-activated signaling pathway; regulation of DNA-templated transcription. Lineage: Eukaryota; Viridiplantae; Streptophyta; Magnoliopsida; Lamiales; Lamiaceae. Gene Ontology annotation, molecular function: DNA-binding transcription factor activity; DNA binding. The coding region runs from base 161 to 859 and encodes 232 amino acids. The record is from RefSeq and is a predicted model, not a curated record.
AGUUGUAACCGUAGGCAACCCAGCCCUGAACCCUCUAUAAAUCUAGAUAAUUCAUUCCCCCUCUCCCAUUAUAUAUCAUCUCUCUCUCUCUUGCUCUCUCCAUAUAUGUAUAAGCAUUUGUGUCUCUCUCUUUGUUGCUGAAGGAAGUUCACAUGAAAAGAUGUGUGGUGGUUCAAUAAUUUCAGAUGAGCCCAUCAUCAAGAAAAGAGGCAAAUUAAGUCCACAGGAACUCUGGGCUCAGCUUGAUACCAUUUCUGAGUUUUGGGGCUUCGAUUCUUCAAAUGAUGUCCCAAAUCAACCCAAACACUCUUCUAUCAAGAAAGAGAAGUAUAAAAAGAUUGAGAAAGGCAAUGAGAAGCCUAGAAAGAGCAAGUACAGAGGCAUAAGGCAAAGGCCAUGGGGAAAAUGGGCAGCAGAAAUCCGUGACCCGAACAAGGGCGUGAGAGUGUGGCUCGGAACCUUUAACACGCCGGAGGAGGCCGCCCGAGCCUACGACGGGGCGGCCAGGCGCAUCCGCGGUGACAAGGCCAAGCUCAACUUUCCCAACCAUCAUCAGCCGCGAACGCCACCGGAGCAACCACCGCCCAAGCGGCUAUGCGUUACCCCGAAGCCGCCGGUUGAGCCGAGCCCGGAUAUGGCCUACAGCUUCGAGAGUCUAGAGGAAUAUUAUCCUACACAUUCUCAGGCGAUCAAGGAUGGAUUAUCAAGCUUGGAGAGUUUCUUAGGAUUGGAACCGACUCAGGAGCCUCAGACCCCCGAGUUGGCCCGAUUUGGAUUGGAUGAGCCGGUUGGCUCCGUUGAUCUAUGGUUCAUGGAUGAAUUUGUUUCACUAGGGCAAAACAAUAGUGUGUUCUUCUAGAAAGAUCCAAAGUAAUAAACAACAUGUGAGUGUGAAAUAUGUUGUGUUUGUGCAAUGCUUGCGUGGGAUUUGACACUUUUAUGCUUGCUUGAAUGUACAAAUUAAACCUUUUUAAUUAUUAUGUAAGUCUUAUAUGUUUGUGCUUCA